Molecule: messenger RNA, 312 nt
Organism: Pedinophyceae sp. YPF-701
Lineage: Eukaryota; Viridiplantae; Chlorophyta; Pedinophyceae
Source: the annotation of a GenBank genome assembly
AUGCACCGCCGCCACGCCAACUGGACGUCCCUGCCGUCAUUCGCUCGCUUCGGGCCCUUCUCGUUCGCCACGUCCGGGAGCGUCGCCCCGGCGCACGUCCUGGAAGGCACCUCCAUGCGUUCCCUGAAGCGACUCGUCUCGCACACCGUCGGGGCCGGGGGCGACUCGUACGUCGGCAGGCACCCGCGCCAGGUGCCCUUCAUGGUCAUGGCGGUCACCACGGCGGGCGCCCUCGCCGUGGCUGCGGCAUCGCUCUGGCGCGCGCAGAAGCUCGAGGACGCUCUGGUAACCAAGACCGGGGGCGAGAAGUGA